UCCAUCCAUACAUCCGUCCAUCCCACCCGCCACACCGCACCACACCCACAACCAUCGUUAACAUGUCUGGCAAAGGCGGAAAAGCAAAGUCCGGUGGCAAGGCCUCCACCGAUUCCAAGUCUCAGUCUCGCUCGGCAAAAGCUGGCCUUCAAUUCCCAGUCGGUCGUGUACACCGUCUCUUGAAGAAGGGCAACUACGCCCAACGUGUUGGUGCAGGUGCACCUGUCUACCUCGCUGCCGUUCUGGAGUAUCUCGCUGCUGAAAUUCUUGAGCUUGCUGGCAACGCAGCUCGGGACAAUAAGAAACAACGUAUUGUACCUCGGCACUUGCAACUUGCCAUCCGAAACGACGAAGAGUUGAACAAACUCCUCGGUGACGUAGUCAUCUCACAGGGUGGUGUCGUACCCUUCAUCAACCCUGAGCUACUACCCAGCAAAACAUCCAAGGGCAAGAAGGAGAGUCAGGAAGUGUAGAUCUCGCUGCUAUUCUUAUUGGUGUUUUCGCUACUGUGUAGGAUGUAUUGUACAAUAU
Pisolithus orientalis is the source of this 531-nucleotide messenger RNA. RefSeq names its product histone-fold-containing protein. The coding region runs from base 63 to 473 and encodes 136 amino acids. Lineage: Eukaryota; Fungi; Basidiomycota; Agaricomycetes; Boletales; Pisolithaceae. The record is from RefSeq and is a predicted model, not a curated record. Gene Ontology annotation, molecular function: DNA binding; structural constituent of chromatin; protein heterodimerization activity. Gene Ontology annotation, cellular component: nucleosome. The transcript is spliced from 3 exons.